AUGGGUUUCAAGGUUGUUCUUCCAACAGGGUCCACUCGAAUAGUGAACUUAGCGUACGACAACUGUGACUUCAAGUUUGGUGUUGGCCAGCCAACAGAUCUUAAGGACCGCACGUUCGAGAGCAUCACUACAGGACUUUUCUUUGCACCCCCAAAGGAGGUGCUUCCUGAGCAUUUAGAAUAUGCUGAAAGUAUAUGGGACUCACAUCCAAACAACCCCAAUGCUCCCAAUGUCCCACCGAUGAUCACCUUUGCCGAUGUCCUACCGACUCCCGAAGCUGCAGUCAGAAUCAUGGCACACUGUCGGUGGCACAUCACAUCAGUAUUGAUCGAAGAACACUUCCCUGAACUUCGAUCUCAUCUUCUUGAUCCUCCAUCGACGUUCCAGUUGUCACCGCAACAAAUGUUGUACUCUACCGCAGAGGCAGUGUAUGCGAAGGCAUCCACAAUUGAUGGGAAUAUUGACGCUAUCAUGUCACUUCUCCAGCAAAGUGGCAUUGUGGAAGUGGGGGUCUUCGAGAAAUACGUUAUUCUUGGCCUGGUUCUACGCAAUCUGCAGACUUUCCCAUCAAUUCAGUUCUUGGGUCUCCAAAAGUAUUUUCCAUUAGCUGCUCCUGGACCCUCCCAGGAGCUUCCAGGAGUAUCCAGGAGUAUCCAGUAG
Cantharellus anzutake is the source of this 660-nucleotide messenger RNA. RefSeq lists its product as uncharacterized. The record is from RefSeq and is a predicted model, not a curated record. The coding region runs from base 1 to 660 and encodes 219 amino acids. NCBI's taxonomy places the organism in Eukaryota, Fungi, Basidiomycota, Agaricomycetes, Cantharellales, Hydnaceae. The transcript is spliced from 2 exons.